AUGGGCAGGUCUCGGCGAGGUGCCCGAGGUCGCUGCGGCCGCCGUUCUCUCGACUGGCCCCCCUCCGAUCUUCUGCGGGGACAGCGGCUCGGGCAAGACGUCCUCGCUGCGGGCCCUCCUGCGGGAGCGCUUCCGAGACGCGCUGCGGCCAGGGGCCAUGGUCACGGUGCGGGAGCGGCCGACCCAGGCCCGGGGCCUCGACGGGGUUGUCUUCCCCGCCUUCGGGCAGAUCGCGGCCGUCUCGGGCGAGGAGAGAACCACGGCGGCGGCCCCGGCCGCGUUUUUAGCGUCCGCCUGGAGGCGGCGCCGGAGACGGUCCUGGGCGGCCUGUCGGAGGGGCAGGUGGAGCUCGCGGUGCUCCCAGAGUUCGGGGCGGCGACCUGGGGCAAGUUCAGGCCGCUGCUCAGCGCCUUCCAGACCGCCGCCGAGGGCAUGGACUGCCUCGGGGCAGCCGGCCUCUCGUCGGUGCCCGCGUGGCUCGGGCCCCACGAGGUGUUGUCCCAGGGCCAGCGCUACCGUGCCAACCUGGCCAUGCUCUUGGCGCGCCGCAGGCGAGCAGAGCAGAGGGGGGAGACGAUACCCGUGGGCCUGGACGAGUUCACCAGCGAGCUGGACCGCCCGGUAGCGCAGGCCGUGGCUCUGGCGCUCCGCAAGCGCAUCGCCCGCGAGGGCUCGCGGGGCUGGAUGCUUGCCACCUGCAACGCGGACAUCAUCCCGUGCUUGCAGCCGGAGUACCUGGUCGUCUGCCGCGCCGGUCAGAGGCCUCUGCUCGUCCGAGGUGGAGCCUCGAUCAUCGGCCCAUUCCUGCCAGCGUGGUCACCGAGCUCGCCACGACCCCAGCGCCCGCGCACCGCUUCGUGGGCAUCUGGCAGGCAGGGGAGGACACGGGGCCUCUGCGCAUCGGCUUCUCGGACGCACCCGCGCACGCUCGAGCGGAUGUCCGCGACGACGCUGGACGGCAGCUCCAGCUGA
This is a messenger RNA of Prorocentrum cordatum, 972 nucleotides long. NCBI's taxonomy places the organism in Eukaryota, Dinophyceae, Prorocentrales, Prorocentraceae. The record is from the annotation of a GenBank genome assembly.